This is a messenger RNA of Babesia bovis T2Bo, 1226 nucleotides long. Its product is annotated as putative integral membrane protein. The transcript has a single exon. The record is from RefSeq and is a predicted model, not a curated record. Bases 31 to 1206 code for a protein of 391 amino acids. NCBI's taxonomy places the organism in Eukaryota, Apicomplexa, Aconoidasida, Piroplasmida, Babesiidae.
GUGCACGCCUCCACAUCGCUACGCUUCACAAUGUCCUCCCAAGACACUGUAGAGGUGCUACCAUGGUACCAAUGGAUGUUCAUGGCGGUACUGGUACUUGGCGUUGCCAUGGCAGUGGCACUCAUUGUACGGACGGUAUUACUAGCCACGGGAUAUGGUAGUGACGGUAAUUCAGAUCCAUUAUGUAGUACCUUGUCCUUUAUGGUACUGCUAUGCUAUAUAGGAUUACAUUUACUAGGGUACUAUUGCCAGUAUGUCAAAACGCCACUCACUAGGUGGUACCAAUGGAUGGUAAUUACAGGAUCACUCGCUAUUGUGAGUGCUUGUUUUAGUGUAUUAACAAUAUACACGAACUAUACUAGUAACAUUGCAAAGACAGCCUAUAUAGUACUGGCCAGUGCAGUAAUGCAGUGUUUAUCCUAUAUAGGGUUCCUGGUUUGCGCCGUUAACACGCAGUGUUUCGGGUGCAUCAAUAUACACAGGAUAGCAUUCUAUGUGAUGGCGGCAUUAUCGGCUAUAGGGUUCCUGGUAUAUAUAUUCAUAUUCCAGUGGUAUUAUGACAGUGCUGUGCAAGAUUCGUGGAGCGGAGAUGGUAACCAUAGAAAUAAAAUAUCUCUAUUUAAGACUACUGUACCAACCAAUUUGGUGUGUUCAAUAAUGCUCUGUGUUGGUGCCUACCAGGUGAACAUGUGCUGCAUCCCAUGGUCCAGGUGGGAUGUACUGCUAUUAGUACUCCUGGGUAGUGCCUUAGGGAUCUUAAUUGUUAUUGUUAUUAGUGGUCAUGGCAGUCUAUCUGGUGGUAAUGACCCUGCUAGUUAUAUUUUGUUAUUCUUGGCAACCAUAGCUACUAUAGUACUCCUGGUGAUAAUCCACUUCAAGGAGCCACUGUCACAGUAUUGGCCCAGAGACCGAGUGGCUUGUGGAGUGCUCAGUCUCGUAUCGCUAGUAGCGUGGAUAGGCGUGAUGAGCUUUUAUGGUAAUGAUGAAAGGACUCCUCUAUACUGCCUUGUAGUGUACGGCUGUAUUACAUUUGGUGGUGCUCUGUACUAUGGUUUCCGGAGUGGCCUUGCUCAGGGCAGUUGCUUCACCAAGAAGAGCACCGGUAGCUCAACACAGCUACAGGGUAGUGAAGAGGCAGUGAGUAGUACGGAAGUUACUGUAGAGAGUACAUCUGACACAGUAGAAGUCACAAGAGACACUGAGUAGUACACGAUAACACUGCUCUA